Molecule: messenger RNA, 1329 nt
Organism: Tripterygium wilfordii
Lineage: Eukaryota; Viridiplantae; Streptophyta; Magnoliopsida; Celastrales; Celastraceae
Product: proliferating cell nuclear antigen-like
Exons: 4
Coding region: 197-997 (266 amino acids)
Biological process (GO): mismatch repair; translesion synthesis; leading strand elongation
Cellular component (GO): PCNA complex
Molecular function (GO): DNA binding; DNA polymerase processivity factor activity
Source: RefSeq, a predicted model, not a curated record
UGUGCCGAAUCAUUCCUCUAUCAAAAAGCAGUGGCGGGAACUUUGUAUCCCCAUUUCCCAAGUCCCUCCGGCGCCAUAAAAUCCCAAAAUUGUAAAUCAAAUAGAGCAUAACCUCAUAAAAAAUCUCUCGAUCGAGUGCGAAACCCUAAGUCUAAUAUCCUUCGAAUCCAAACGCAGAAUAACCUUCGAAGCAAGGAUGCUAGAGCUUCGUCUCGUGCAAGGUUCCCUUCUCAAGAAAGUCUUGGAGGCGAUUAAGGACUUGGUGACUAAUGCCAACUUUGACUGCUCGGCGACCGGGUUCUCGCUUCAGGCCAUGGACUCCAGCCACGUUGCUCUGGUGGCUCUGCUUCUCAGAUCCGAGGGUUUUGAGCACUACCGUUGUGACCGGAACCUCUCCAUGGGCAUCAAUCUCGCUAACAUGUCCAAGAUGCUUCGGUGUGCUGGAAAUGAUGACAUCAUCACGAUUAAGGCCGACGAUGGUAGCGACAUUGUUACUUUCAUGUUCGAAAGUCCAACACAAGACAAGAUAUCGGACUUUGAGAUGAAAUUGAUGGACAUUGACAGCGAUCACCUUGGGAUUCCAGAAGCUGAAUACCAUGCUAUUGUUAGAAUGCCUUCAGCAGAGUUUGCUAGGAUUUGUAAAGAUCUCAGCAGCAUUGGUGAUACUGUUGUGAUCUCUGUUACAAAGGAAGGCGUUAAGUUCUCCACAAGAGGUGACAUUGGAGCUGCAAAUAUAGUCCUGAGGCAGAACACAACAGUGGACAAGCCUGAAGAAGCUACAAUUAUAGAGAUGAAUGAGCCAGUUUCUUUGACAUUUGCACUGAGAUACAUGAACUCCUUUACUAAGGCUACUCCAUUGUCAAGCACGGUUACAAUAAGCUUGUCAUCAGAACUGCCUGUUGUGGUUGAAUACAAGAUUGCAGAAAUGGGUUAUAUACGGUUUUAUUUGGCUCCUAAGAUUGAAGAGGAUGAAGAUGAGACGAAGCCCGCAAUUUGAUUGCCUUCUUCCAUACAAGCUUACCUUAGUUUUUCAUUUAAGAGGAUUGUUGUUUUGUAACAUGCAUAUGUGACUUCUGCUAGACUCAAUGUGGUGGUAAGAAAAAUUUUAGAUUUUUUUUUUCUAGCACUUAUGGUUUUUUCCUUUCGCAUCAUGUUAUAUUAGAAACCACCCUCAAUAUUUUUCAGACUCCCUCUAAGCUUCAAAGGUGAUUUUUAAUGGUUUUUGAACGUGGUGAUAGAAAAUUUCAAGGUAAUUCUUUGAAUUUGAAUGCCAUCCAUGCAUACAAAUUUACAGUGUUUCAAUUGUAAUCAUCUUUUCUUCUUCUAGUA